GCUAAUUGUGAGUGCUUUUGAACACGAUUUAUGCUCAAUGGCUGAUCUCGGUAAUCAGGAUAUGGUAGCUGAUAAUGUCAGCGAUAUUUCAAGCUACUCCGAAUCAGAUUCCGAAGCCAGAAAAAUAGUGGAAGUGGUUGAGGAAACAAUCGAAGAAUAUGACAAACCAGCUUAUAGCGAUGAGGAUUUAAAUACGUUGGUAGGAUUCAUUAGCAACAUGGUUUUACUGUUUGACUAUGAUAGAAAUGAUUUCGGAGAUGAUGCUGCCUCGGUAGUAAAACAAUGGCUUAUUGACAGCAAUUAUCCGAUGAUGUUCAUAUUCUACGAUGGAGAUAUUCUGUCGGCAUCUUUAGCAUUUCCAUUGUGUCCUUUCAACGAUCUAAUGUAUUUUAUGAGAGAACCUGACCAACUGUUUAACGUAAUAGAACAAUUUCAUGACGAUAUUAUAUUUGGUACGUUGCACAACGAUAUCGAAGGGUCAUUACUAGUAACACUGGAGCAAGUCUACGGCCCACUUAUACUCGCUAAUACUGAGUGGUCCGAGGAUGUAAAAGCACAAGUUAUAUCCGGUUAUAAUACGUUCAUGGCGUACUUGACCGAGCUUCAUUACAAGCUAUCUGGAUUUACACUGCUCUAUGUUCCUUGCGAAGGACAUAAUAUGCAAGUCCAAGAAGUUGCCGUUAACCGCUCGAUGGUGAAACGGCUUGAAACGGUGGUCAUCGAUUGGACUAGCCAAAUACGAUCGACUCUUAGUGAUACACAACAUUUCGUCCCAGAUGAUUUAAUUCGUCCUUCGGAUGAGUAUAAUUUUUGGUUAUAUAGACAUGAAGUACUUUGUGCAAUGAAGUCUCAGUUCGAAGGAGCUAACAUUCAGCAUAUUUUGAAAAUACUAGAGCUAGCCCAAUCUCUUUACACUAAACCUCUCAGAGAUGUAUUUAGCAGUUUGACAGAAGAAAUUCAAAUAGCGGAAUCGAACAUCCCAUUUCUAAAGUUAAUGGUAGAACCGUGCUUUGCCAUUCGUUCUUUGGAAAGUGAAGAUGAUCUCUGCUUGCAACUAGUGCAUGUGAUGCACAUGCUACGAUUUAUUGGCUCAAAUUCGUGUAAUUUACGUGAGGAUGAUUGCAUCACGAAACUAUUCCUUUAUCUUAGUAAUGAAAUCGUUUCAUCUUGCAUGCAAUGUAUUGAUGUUGAUAAAAUACUGUCCGGUUCACCAAAACACGGCAUUGAAAUUUGUGGUUUGAAAAUUAAUUGUUGUGAAUUUUAUAAAAUUAUCUACGAGGAAAUGCUAGAACAAUAUAAACAUGAGUUCAAUUGGAAUUUGGAUUAUGCAGUUAUUUUCAAUAAAAUCAAUGCUUUCAUUCAACGUUUGAGUGACAUCUUGGAAAUAUGCGAAGCCAUGCUGAUAUUUGGAAAGCACACUGAUAGUAAUUCAUAUAAAAACAAUCGGUUCUCGUGCAACAAUGCCAAAGAAUUCGAAAAGAAAUGUGACAAGGUGGAGCAAAUUUUCACAGGAGGAAUCGAAAUAAUCCUUUCAACAUCUGGUUCGAUUCUCGACAUAAACGAUAAAGGAUGGUACAAAUAUAUAGCAGAUUUCAGAGAAAUGUUAAGAACGCUAGAUGACAUUAUAGAAAAUUUGCUUUCUAACGUGUUUCUAGUGUCCGAAAAUCUGGAAGAAAAAAUUGAUGCGUUGAUUACCCUUUUGAUUUUCUAUAACCGAGAAAGCAUCAAGGAGAGUUUCAUGAGAAAAAUCGCCGAAAUUUGGCAUAUUUUUCAUACGGAGAUAACAGAUCUAUCGAAGGAAGUUUCAUCUGGCAUUAUAUUAUAUCCCACAUUUCUUCCACCAAACGUUGGCCAGUAUACAAUGUUGAAAAUAAAAUUCCAACAUUUAUAUCGACUGAAAGAGUUAUUGGAACGAUGUAGAUUUUUUCCACAAUACUUGGAAAGUGAAGACACUUUAGCAUUGUUUGAAUCGUGUGAAAAACAGGUGAAGACUGCAUUAAAAGGUUUCAAUGAUGCUUGGAUAAAAUCCAUUACUAGUGACUUCGGUACAUGGCUAAACAGAAAUCUUGUUUGUCGAAGUCAAAUGCGUCCUGGAUUACUAGAAUGUCACAUCGAAAGAUCGAUGCUAUUAACAAUCGACGAGGCACAUUUUUUCAUGGUACAAGGAGCCAUCAUUCCGUCAGUGAUUGAUAUGGAGAAAAAUCAAAGUGUUAAACAAACGUUUGACAGUGUGAUUCGAAUUGUAUUAUAUUUUAACAAUGUAAUAUCAUCAGUUUCGGCAAAAGAACGUAUUUUCUUUAAACAUAUGAUUCAACAAACCGAAAGAAAACUGGAGCCAUUGAAAAGCAAACUUACCUGGAAUGAAGAUUUAGGUGAAUUUAUUGAUACGUUUGUAAUCAACGUUAAAGAGCUGCUGGACGUAAUUCAAGUUUAUAAACGAGAAAAUCUAAAAAUAGCAAACUGGAUGGAAAGCAUUUUCAAUCUGUACCUGUUUGAACUUAACAAAUUACAUGCCCAAACACUUAAAGAUUUUUUUAAAAAUAUUGGAGAACAAAAGAAGAAGUCGAUAACAGAACUUGUCAACCUAUUAUCUGAGAUAAGUAAAAAUAUUUUCUGCAUUUUUGAACGUUUGGGAUCAAACGUACGAAGGAUGGAAGAAAGUUGGUCCCAAUAUGUGCAAAAGAUUGAUACCAUACUGAAGGCAUCGAUAUUUAAUUCAUCUCUGGAGACAUUAAAGUGCAUCCAGAAAGCACUGACUGAUACUGAUUACCCAAUAUUAAGUGUCGAGAUUGUGCUGGACGAAAAUGGUAUUACAUACAAACCAACACUAGAGUCGAUCGAAACUGCUAUGAAGCGGCUGUCAAUGGAAGUGCCAUCGAUUUUAAAACUCAUUCCUAGCAUGUGUCAAAAAUUUCAGAUCAAUUCUGAUGAAAACUUUCUAACAGAUUUUUUGCAAAACAGUGCAUAUCAAGAUAUAAACAGCAGUAUAUGUCAAGCAAUUGCAAAUGCGAUGCUAGAGCUUCGUACUUUUAAGGAAAAAUGGAGCGUCUUUCGUCCGUUUUGGAGUAUCAAUCGUACAGCGUUUAUCGAUAAAUUUAAACUUUCCGCUAUGUCUUCCGAUGCAUUUCACAGGAACAUUGAAAAAUUUGAAGAACUUUUGAAUCAGCUUUCUACACAAAAUGAUGUUACAGUUUGUAAAUGCGUUGAAGUAAAUGCUUUGAAAUUAAAAUCUGCUAUUACCAAUCAUAUCAACGAUUGGCAAAUUAAAUAUAUCGAGUAUUUGAAGUGCAUAUCAUACGGACUUAUCAUUGAAUUCAACAACACAUUAAACAAUAACAUGGAAGCCUUGAGCUAUGAACCAAAGGAAGUGGAGGACCUCAAGAAAUUAGAAUCUACGUAUCAAAAUUGUUACGAUGCCAUUCCCAAUAUGAUAGAAGAUAUUAAAGUAAUAGUGAAAUAUUUUGGAGUUUUAGAAAGAUACACGUCGGAUUUACUUCCCGAAGCAAAUCACCUCUUUCAAAAUAUACAUAAUAUUUGGGAACGAUACAUGGAUCAUAUCACCAACAUUAAGGAUCAAAUCGAAAACUAUCAGAGUCAAUUCAAGCUAUCAAUGACUAGUGAGGUCGCAAGCUUAAAAGUUAAUGCUUUGGAAAUGCUGAAACUGCUUGAUAUGCAGAUGCCGGUCGAUUGCGAUAUAUUGCCAGAAGAUGCAUUUUUGACUAUAGAUAAUUUGAUGGUACAAUUGGAACAACUAGAAGCUCAAGAAAACAUCAUUAGGGAUAAAAUGCGUCUCCUUGGCGUUGAGUAUCAUCCAUUAGAAGCAAUCAUACAAAUUCGAAAAAAACUCGAAUGCAUGAAGCUUAUAUGGAUCUUCAUGUGUAAAUGGAAGCACAUCAAAGAAAUUACUCUAGUUCAAAUAUUUCAAGAAAUUUCCGUGAAUGAGAUUCACGAAUACAUAAUGAACAUAAUUUGCGAGCUCAGAACAUUAGAGUCAGAAAUAACCGAAGACAUGAAGUAUCCAAUUUACUAUUCGACGCGAGCUGAUGUUCUGAACUUUGAAAUAACAGUCUCCAUAUUAAUAGAAAUGAAAUCAUCUUAUUUACGAGUCCGCCAUUGGAGUGCAAUUAAAAACAUAUUGUCGCAACAGUUCAAUCACACAGAAAACUUUUCGUUAGGCAGUAUGAUUGAGUACAAUUUUUUUCUGCAUGAAGAAAAAUUAAAUACACUGUGCUGUGCAGCACGGAAAGAGCACGAUAUUGAAAUGGAACUUGAAAUUAUUGAGCAAGUAUCUGAACAAAUCGAUUACAGAAUGAAACGUAAUCAUGCGGCGUAUAAAAUAACCAACGCCAAAAUAUGCUUUUCAAUUAUCGAAAGUAAUUCUUUAAGAAUACAUCGUAUACAACAAUCGGUCCAUAGCUUACCGUUUCAAGAAACGAUCAAUUAUUGGGAAGAAACCUUAAAUUUGAUGAAAGAUUUGUUAGACUGUCUCCUGGUGAUUGAAGAAAAACAUAAUUUGUUGGAAGAUAUAUACAAGAUGACCGUCAGCUCUGAGAAACUAGAACAUUUCAAUCAUGCAUUCUCAUUGUGUCAGAAAGACUGGACUACUAUUGGUCAGUUGAUUAGCAAUGAAAAUUUGCGAUCAGAAAUCUGUCCAAAAGGCCUUCCAUUUUUAGAUAAGGUCGAAACUCUACGGAAACGGUUCGAAAAUUUAUUUCAACAUUUAAACGAAAUGAUGGACAGUAAGCGAAAAUGCUGUGCUCGUUUAUAUUUGAUCUCCGAUCGUUUACUUAUCAAACUAAUUGCCGGCCCUUUGGAUUUUGAGUUAUUAAAUCAAGCUAUCAAACUUAUUUUCGAGAACUUCAGUAGUUUGUGUACGAGACGUCAGAAUCUACCACCGCGAAAUAGUCGUUGGGAAAUUUUAGGCGUGUGUACAAAACACAAAGAAUGCGUUACAUUUCUCAAACCUUAUGUUCUAGAGACAAAUACGAAUAUCGAUCAAAUUAUAAAUGAAAUUGAGCAAAGCGUUCGAGAAUCAUUGAAAAAUGCGUUACGUGGUUGUUUAUUGCAGUUGAAACAGAACUAUUUUAAGCGCGUUGAAUGUGGAUGGCUAAAUGCUUGGCUUCAUCAGCUAUGCCUUAAAAGUACAAGUAUAGAGAAUACCCUUCAUAUUCGCAAUGCAUUAUUGCAAUCGGAUUUACUCGGUAAGACAAAGCCAAUGAAAAUGCUACGCAAGAUGCAUAAUAAGCUAUUGAAUGAACUAACAGUUUCCUCUCGGAACUUGACAAGCAUAGACGAAAAUGUAUGGCUGAGCAAAAAGCUGGACGAUAUGAUCAUUAUUGAAAUUAAUGCUCGAGAUGUCAUAAAUCAUUUUUCGGACCAAAAAGUAAUGGACUUGAAAAAUUUUGAAUGGCUCUCACAGCUACGAUCGUACUGGAAUGAUCAAACCAACACUUGUUCUAUUGUUCACAUCGAUAACACCAUUCCGUAUGGCUACGAAUGUAAAUCAUCAAGUCAACCUUUGUUUAUGAAUAUUCAUACGAAUCGAAUUAUAAUGGCAGUAACAUGUGCGAUGAAAAGCAAAUUUGUACCUUAUCUUCUGGGCGAAGACGAAAACAGGAGUGUAGGUCUACUGAAAAAUCUCUCGACAGAAUUGGCCGUAUUCUUUGCUGUACUGUACUGUGACAGAGAAUGGAAGGCGGAACCCGUAAUUCGUUAUCUGACGGGAAUUUUGGAAAUGAGAGCCUGGAUUUGCUUCAGUGCAAUUGAAAAACUACCUUCACAAAUUCUUGCGACUAUAAAUGGCAUCAUAAAAAAAUCAUCGUCAAAAAAAUCAAAUAGUCAGAUUUUGGAGUUGAAAAAACCGCGGUCUUACUCAAAUUUCCAAAUAUUUGUUACUGGAAGUGAUAGAGUAAAAGUAGUCACGGAAUUAGAGCGAAGUGUGAUAAGACCAAUUGCUGUAGUUUCACCAGAUGAAGAAAUCAUGCUUCAGAAUAUGCUAUGUUAUUGUGGUGUUAAUCAUUACCGCACUAUUGCCAGAUUGAUUAAAUUAUUUGUAAAGCACCUUAAACUUCAUCUUUACAACCGUUACCAACUGUGGACCCGUCAACGUAUUUGGAAUGCUAUUUUACGUACAAAAACGCUAUUGAGACAAAAUUCCUGUUCGGAAACAGAUGUUGUGGCUAGUGCUCUGAGGGAAGAAUUUGCACCAAGCUUAUCGGACAAUGAGAAUAAGUUAUUCGAGCAAUGGAUGUCAUCCAUAUUUCCAAUGAUUAAAAACGAGAAUCAUAUAAGUGACAUGGAUAGUGAUCAGAAGUUAAAAUCUGCUUUUGAUGAACUGCAACUUACGUCGACGCCAUAUCAAGAAUCGAAGGUGAAAGAAAUACUAAUGAAAUUGUCACAAAACCGUCUGUUAAUCGUGACUGGUGAACCUGUUAGUGGAAAAUCUCAUUUAUUGAAGGCGGCACUGUUGACGCUUCGCAACAAUGACCAAUGCUAUCAGCAGUAUUAUAUAAAUCCGGAAACUUUGAAGUUACCAACCAAUAAUCAAUCAUUGAAUAGGUCACAAUUUGAUGAAAUUCUGACUACAAUAAUGGAAUCGAAAAAGCACAUACGAAAGUGUAUUCUGUUCGAUUGUGCAGAACUUCUCGAUUCAUGGGUAAAAUGUAUCGAAUCGUUGCCGAAUCAAUUUAUUACGAAUGAUUUAACUAAUGUGUCAUGUGUAGCUAGUGAUCUUAAAAUUGUCAUCGAAAUUGUCGAUCUGGGAAAAGCAACACCGUCAUCUAUAAUUAAUUUUGGAAUUGUGCAUAUAGAUGAAAAACAGUUAUCAUGGAAGCAAAGUUUCAUUACGUGGCUAACCUUUUCUACAUUUAUGGCAGAUGACGUUAAAAAUUAUCUUAAGGAAUUGGGAAAUACCUACUUGGAAGUUUUUUUUAAACUUUUUAAGACUAACAUAAACUUCUACACCGAAACCAAUGACAUAAAUGCAAUGCAAAUGUUUUGCCACAUAUACACUACUAUUUUUCAAAAUUGGAAAACAAACAAGCUAUUAGUGGGCGAAUAUAUGACAAAAGAAGCUCUGAGAAAACUUUUCUUUUUUUGUUGCAUUUGGUCGGUCGGAGCAUCUCUAAAUGAAACUAAUCGUGAAAAGCUUGAUAUUUUGAUACGUGAACAAAUUUCUGAUAGUGCUUCCAGUCUACCCUUGAAAGGAAAUAUUUUCGAUUAUUUUGUUGAAGUCACCGAAAACUCUUCAAGUUGGGUUACAUGGAACACGCAACACCUUGAAAAUGCUGGCAAUGAUUUUAGUUUCGGAGAUUAUGUUUACACAAAAGAAAAUAUUUCAUACCAAUAUAUCACCGCAUUAAUGAUGAUGGAUGUAAAGCCUGUAUUGAUUACUAGUGAAUCAACAGUAGGGAAAAGUGCAAUGAUUAAGCACUUGGUGACAUCGAGAAAUGCCGAAAAUCAACUAAACUGCUUUACUAAUUUGACAAAAAUAACUUCUGCUUGCUGCUUACGAAGAAUACUUUCCAAACAUUCGAUAAACGUAGCAAAAGAAAUUGUUUAUCCAAAAGACCGCAAGAAAUUGCUUUGGAUUCUGGACGAUUUUCAUACAGUUUUAGAAAACAACACGGACUCAAUGGAAUUCUUGAAAACCUUAAUUGAACACAAAUUUUGGUACCAUGAUCGUUGUCCACAACAUCUGAAAAACACUGCUAUAGUUGCUGCAAUGAAAAACAUUCUUCACGUUUCUCGAUUUACGUCAUCUGUUAGAAGACUGCUGAACAAAUUCAACAUCAUCUACUAUGCUACAAAUAGUGACGAAAACAAGGCAUUCAUAUUUACCGAGAAGAUAAAAACCAUGAUGCACUCGGAUAAAUCAAACAAAAUUCUAGAUUCACUGGCUCCAGCUACAGUUGAAUUGAUUCGUUGUCUUGCUACAAGCAUGCCACCUACUCCGAACAACCCACGGUAUCAGUUUUCUAUGAAAACCGUUGGCAGGAUUCUCAACGCUUUUUGUCAACUGAGCAUCAAGACUACACUUUCCGAUAAAACAUCGUUGCUUAGAUUCUGGAUUCAUGAAUGUUACCGUGAAACAUAUGAUUUAUUACGCGCUUCAGAUCACAAAAAGUACUUUGAAAUAUUCAACGAUACUAUUUCCACAUACUUCGAAGCUACUCUACAUGGAAUUUGUCCCAGAAAUCGCAGUCCUGUGUUUUGCGAUAUGAAAACAGCUGAUUCCAAGUAUGAGGAUGUGGCUGAAAUCGAACAGUUAAUACAAUUAACAGAAGAAGCAGCUCAAAUUCAUUUUGCAACAGAAUCAGUUCCUAUUGUUCACAAGGCAGCCGUCGAACAUGCCGCUAAGUUACUUAGAAUCCUUCAAAUUGAAAACGGUCAUAUAAUUCUUUCGGGUGAUGCUGGAAGUGGUCGCAGUACAGUUUGUCAGAUCGCUAUGUCGAUGUAUAAUUUCCAGAAAACUGAUACCCGAGAUAAUAUUUUAUUGCACCACCUACGCAUCAAGUUGAUUGAUGAUGCAGAAGCAAUAGAUAGAAAAUUUACAAAGCUAUUCAUUCGAUGUAUGAGUAGUCGUGUUCUAUGCCUCAUACAAGUUCACCAACCCGAGAAAACGAACCAAAGCAUGUUAGAAAUUGUGAAUAGUAUCAUUCUAAAUGGCACAAUCGAUGGAUUUUACCCUUGUUCCGAUUCACUUCACAACUUUCCAGAAAAUUUUAUAUGGACAGAUGUUCGGCUGAAUCUUCAUUUUGUUCUUUGCAUUCCAGAUAGCAGUGAGCACUAUCGUCUUUUAAGUAAUGCAUUUCCAUCACUGUGUACUAGUGUCACAACAAAUUGCAUGCAAUCAUUGAGCAAUGAAAGUUUGACAGAAAUAACUAAAAAGUUUCUGCAAAGAAACGUGAUAUUCGAUAUUCCUAUACUUGGACCAGACAAUUCUGUUUCUGUUCAAAGAAAACAACAAUACCGAAAAAGAGACAGUUUGAUCCAGAGUACCGAGGAACGAUUACUCUUAGCAACGGUGGAUGCUAUUCCUAGAGUUCAUUUAUCGGCUAAACAUGACAUGGUAUCAUCACAGGCCCGUACAAGUGUGCUUUGUAGUUGGUAUUUUGAGAUGCUCCUUACGUUCGAAAGGAUUCUUGUUUUAAAAAGAUCAAAUUUAAGCAAUGAAUAUCGGAAAUUUCACAUUGGAAUAGAACAGAUAAUAGAUGCCACUCAGAACGUCACCCUGCUACAAGAGCGAUUGGAGAAACAACAGGAACAAAUAGGAAUAUACCAACUUGAAUUAGAACAGUUUAUUGAAAGUAUUAAUUUGCAAACAGCGGAAGCCGAUGAACAAAGCCAAGAGGUGUCAGUGCAGCGCGAGAAAAUAGGAGCUGAAGAAAUUCUUUGCAAACAGUUGGCAGAUGAUGCUGGCGCUGAUUUGGAAAAGGCGAUGCCAGCUUUAAAUAAUGCCAUAGCGGCACUGGAUUCUCUGAACAAAAAAGAUAUGAAUGAAAUAAAAUCAUAUGCUCGACCCCCCGUGAAAGUUGAGCUUGUACUUAAUGCGGUUAUGAUUUUGUUAGGAAAAGAACCAACAUGGACUGAAGCCAAACGUCAAUUGGGCGAACAAAAAUUUCUGGAUACUUUGAAAAAUUUGGAUAGAAAUCACAUAAGUGAUAAAACACUAAAAACAAUUGGCGGCUACGUUCGCAAUCCUGAUCUUGAGCCUAAUAAAGUGGGAAUUGUAUCUAAAGCUGCCAAAUCAUUGAUGAUGUGGGUGAGAGCAAUUGAAAACUAUGGAAAGGUGUACAAAUACGUUGGACCCAAAAUUAGAAAAAUGGAGGAAGCUGAGGCAUCGCUUCUUGAAAAACAAAAUUCUCUCAGGAGAGCGGAACAAAAACUGGCGGAUCUUGCAGCACAACUCGAUGCUCUCCAUUUGGAGUAUGCAAACAAAAUGAAAUGUAAAGAUGAGCUUGAUGAGGCAGCUAGACAGAUGUCAUUGAAAUUGGAAAGGUCCAAGGCUCUAGUAGAAGGAUUGGCAAGCGAAAGAGUAAAAUGGACAAACUCUGCCGAAUGUCUUGAACAUGAGUACUCUUGUUUAAUUGGAAAUGCAUUGUUAGCAGCGGGAUCUCUUGUAUAUUUUGGAUCAUUACCUUCCGCUUUACGAGAACAAUUGAGAACGCAGUGGAAAAUAGAUUUAGAAGCUUUAGAAAUAUUAUUUACAGAGAAUUUUGUCUUGUUCAACCAACUCUAUCAUCCAGAUGUUCUAGAAGUAUGGCAAAGUAAUGGAUUAGCAACUGAUGACCUCUCUAUUGAAAAUACAACAAUUCUGUUGAACAGUAUUAGGUUGCCGUUAGCAGUUGAUCCACAAAAUGAAAUCUAUCGGUGGAUAUUGAAUCAAUAUAAUGCAAGUGGAAUUUUGCAAAGGGAUUUUGACGAGGAUAUCCCGGAAGCGUUCAUUGCUACCACAAUUCGUGAUCGCAUUCCACUACUUCUAUACAAUUUUAAAAGCUCAAGCAUACAUGAUGUGAACGAUUUAGAGAAAAUAUUUUUUUGGAUUCAGCAAUUUAAUAUCUCUCACAAUGACCAAGAUUCUAGUGGCAUUAACGAUAAAUCGAGAUCUGUUCUCUUCAUGACUACUUAUGAAAACUUAAUUCUGGAUUUUCGUUCAAGCAAGGUUGUUAAUAUGGUGAAUUUUGUUUUUGGAUUAUCUGGACUAGAAACAAAAUUAUUAGCGUUUGUUGUUGAACAUGAAAAUCCAGCCCUAGAGGAACGCAAAGAAACAAUAAUACGUACGAUUGCCGAGAACAAAACAACUUUGGUUAAAUUAGAAGAUAAUAUUCUGCUCAUUUUAAAUGAAAGAAAGGUACCACUCUUAGAAAAUGAACAACUUUAUGGUACCUUGAAUGUGUCGAAACAAGCUUCAUCAGAUCUAAAUAAGGGAUUGAAACUAGCUGAGCAAGCCAAGAAAGAUAUUGAAAUCUCUCGUGGAACUUAUAAACCAUGCGCUAAAAGAGCAGCGCUUCUUUUCUUCGUGCUUAAUACAAUGAAACGGUUCAAUUCCUUCUAUUGGUUUUCUUUAGAUUGGUAUUUUUCGUUGUUUUUGCAAUCAUUGGAAAAGAGUGGCAGAUCUCAGAUAAUAGAUGAACGUAAAACGAAAAUAAACGAAUACCAUACUUACCAUGUUUUCAAGAAUGUGUGUUUGGGGCUGAAUCGAAUGGACCAAGAGAUAUUUGGGUUCUACUUAACCAUAAGUUUGUUAUAUGCAAAUGAUGAAUUCAACGACAGAGAAUUUCGUUACCUACUUUAUGGUGCAGGUAAAAUUGAUCGUGUAGAGCAAGUGGAAAAUCCAAACCCGGAAUGGAUUUCGCAUGUUCAGUGGGAUAAUAUCACAGAAUUAGACAAAUUACCUGGAUUUCGUGGAUUAAUCCAAUCGUUCGAAGAAGUAAAUGAUGACUGGAAAUCUUGGUAUAUGUCCCCAAGUUCCGAAGUAAAACGUCUACCGGCAAAUUGGGAAAGAAAUCUGACCAAAUUUCAAAAGUAUUUAGUUGUUCGAAGUCUACGUUUAGACAGACUAGAAUACUGCUUGAACGAGUUUGUUGGUUGUUACCUCGGCAGAAAGUAUAGUGAUUCUCCCCACUUCACCAUCAAUGAUAUAUUCAAUCAGUCUGUAGCACGGACCCCUAUCAUGUUAAUAGCUAGCUCCCAUGGCAAUCCGUGGCGUGACGUAUUAUGUUUAGCGCACUCAAAUUUCGCAAAUCCAGAUGAAAAUGUACUGUAUCUAAACGCAAACACUGUAUCAAUAGAAACUAUCAUCAACAAUUUGAAAAUAAGUGUCAAACAGGAAAAAUGGCUGUUCGUUAAUGAUUGUCAUAAAUCGAAACGCUUGUUAUCACAACUCGCUCAUGUGUUAAAUUUUUUAAACCAGAUUAAUUCAAAUUCCAAAUUCCGUUUGUGGAUAGUUAUUGAUGUCAAUUGUAGCUAUGUGCCCGUGAAUGUAGUAAAAGACUGUACCAAAUUCAUGUAUAAUGAAACAAUGGGAAUACGGCAAAGAAUGCAUUCACUUUAUGAAGUUAUCGGAGAGAGUAGAUUCAAGAAAAAAUCUAAAAACAAGUACCACAUCCAGCUGAAAAAAAUACUUUAUUCUAUGACUUUUUUUCACGCUUUGUUGAUUGAAAGGAAAAAAUUUCAAACGCUAGGAUGGAUGAAACAAUAUUUUUUAAAUUCUCUGGAUUUCCAGCUGUCGGAAAAAUUGCUGGAUUUUGGAAUGCUCGAAUUGGUACCUACGAAUCUUAAUAAGAAAAUUGUUGAUCAAAACGUUGAAACUGAACACGAGUUCGAAGAAAUUAUACCUUGGCAGUUCAUUAAGAGCAUAUGCCUGGAGGUAGCAUAUGGCACUCAUUUUAUCAACAAAUGGGAUCGAAGAAUAUAUGAUGUGUAUACCAAAGAUAUUUUCAGACCACACAUUGAAACAACAUCCCACUGUGCAUUGAUUGACAAUGAUGCAUCAUAUGUAUAUCCAAGUGAUGGUACCUACCAAUCAUAUACCAUGUUCAUAACCAAACAAUUGCCAAUUAAUGACGGCACAAAUGUUUUCGGACAAAAUGAGAAUGCUGCUAUCAAAUAUUUACAAUCCCGAUCGAUGCACAUGUUGGAGAUGCUUCGUAAGAUAAAUCUUGGAUUUACAGAGACAGAACAUAUUGCUAGCAGCACCGGGGAGGUUACGAAUUAUGAUAAUACAAAACAAACUGUUUCGGAACUGUUAGCAACACUUCCUGUUUGCCUGGAUCAUCAUAACGCCGAACGAAUUGUAGGAACAAACAGAACAGCUGUUAGUGAAUCUCUUCUGCUAGAAAUCUUUUCAUACAAUCAGAUCAUUGAGCUUAUUCGAAGAAACCUCGAAGAAAUAAUUCAUGUGCUGUGCGGAGAGCACUGCAUGACUGACAGUCAUCACACCCUAAUAGUUCAUAUUCAGAAUAACCAAGUACCACCGGCGUGGAUUUUGUACAGUACAAAUAAAUUUCUGUCGGAUUGGAUACUAGAUUUGAAGGACAGAACAGAAUAUUUUAGAAGAUGGUCUGAAACGGGACAGCUGCCGGCAAAUAUAUUAUUGGGCCGUUUCAUACGACCAAGGUUGUUUUUGGAUAGCGUUUUAAAACUACACGCUCAAGCAAACAAUAUUCCGUUAGUGGAACUAACGUGGGAUGUAUAUGUGUUUACCACUCUGAAGCCACUACUACGUCUUCAGAUAGCUGAAGGAUUUAUAGCAAGGGGAUUGCACUUGGAAAACGCAAGCUGGAAUUUGGAAAAUCAAAGUCUCAGGCAGCCCAGAAUCUUAGAAAUGCAAUACCCUAUGCCUCCAAUAGCUUUCAAACCAGUUAGACGAGAUAAUCUAAAACACGGCAAACAAAUGUUCAAGUGUCCAUGUUACUAUAGCACUCGUAGAGAAGAGGAAGAUUAUGUCAUGGCUAUUAAUCUUAGCACUGGAGAUUUUUGUGAUGAUACGUGGACUAAGUAUAAUAUCGCUAUUUUGCUUAAUAACUGAAAAUAUAGUGUAGGUAUAUGACACAUUUGUUUCGAA
Molecule: messenger RNA, 13567 nt
Organism: Malaya genurostris
Lineage: Eukaryota; Metazoa; Arthropoda; Insecta; Diptera; Culicidae
Product: dynein axonemal heavy chain 2-like
Exons: 27
Coding region: 38-13531 (4497 amino acids)
Biological process (GO): microtubule-based movement
Cellular component (GO): dynein complex
Molecular function (GO): dynein intermediate chain binding; ATP binding; dynein light intermediate chain binding
Source: RefSeq, a predicted model, not a curated record